Messenger RNA from Musa acuminata AAA Group (dessert banana), 1619 nucleotides. Its product is annotated as amino acid transporter AVT6D-like. Bases 42 to 1397 code for a protein of 451 amino acids. The transcript has 5 exons. The record is from RefSeq and is a predicted model, not a curated record. Gene Ontology annotation, molecular function: L-amino acid transmembrane transporter activity. NCBI's taxonomy places the organism in Eukaryota, Viridiplantae, Streptophyta, Magnoliopsida, Zingiberales, Musaceae. Gene Ontology annotation, biological process: amino acid transmembrane transport.
ACCCUCUCUCCACUCCGCGUCCUCUAAAGAUCACAGGCCGGAUGAAGCUGUCGUCUCCGGCGAAGGGUGGCGACGCGGUCGCGCCAUUGCUGCCAGAGUUUCGGCCCAUCGCGGCGUCGAAUGGCGACGGAGGCCGUGAAGCGUCUGUCCCCGGCGCAGUGUUCAACCUGGCGACGACCAUCAUUGGGGCGGGGAUCAUGUCGCUCCCGGCGGCGGUGCGGGUGCUCGGAGUCGUCCCGGCGCUCUUCCUCGUCGUCGCAGCAGCGUUCCUGGCGGACGCCUCCGCUGAGUUCCUGCUGCGGUACGCGGGGUCGGGCGGCGCUGCGCCGUUCUCGUACGCGGCCGCCAUGGGGGAGGCUUUCGGCCGCGCGGGCUCGUUGGCGCUCCACGUCUGCGUCGGACUCACCACCGCCGGGACGCUCACCGUCUACCUCGUCAUCAUAGGGGACGUUCUGUCUGGGAGUCAAUCGGAGGGGGUGGCCCACAUAGGGGUGCUGCAGGAGUGGUUUGGGGAGCGGUGGUGGAACGCCCGCGCGGUGGCGCUGCUCUUCACCGCCGUCUUCAUCAUGCUCCCGCUGGUCCUCCUCAGACGCGUCGACUCGCUCAGGUUCACGUCGGCGAUAUCGGUGCUCCUAGCCGUGGUAUUUAUGUGCAUAAGCACCGGCAUGGCUCUCUAUGCUCUCUUCCAGGGCGCCACGGAAACCCCGAGGUUGCUACCCGACUUUGGUCACAUGUCUUCCAUUUUCGAGCUCUUUACUGCCGUUCCGAUCAUUGUCGUGGCCUUCACCUUCCACUUCAACGUUCAUCCUAUCCGAGCCGAACUCAGCAAAACUUCCGAUAUGAUGGUGGCGGUCCGGAUCUCCAUAUUGCUAUGCUCAGUCAUCUAUGCGGCCAUCGGGUUCUUCGGCUAUCUUCUGUUUGGCGAGUCGACGAUGGCGGACGUCCUGUCCAACUUCGAUCGAGACACGGGUUCGCCCAUCGGCAGUCUCCUCAACGACGCGGUCCGCCUGAGCUACGUCCUGCACCUGGCGCUGGUGUUCCCCCUGCUGUUCUUCUCGCUACGGAUCAGCAUCGAUGAGCUCCUCUUACCCCGGGCCAGCCACCACGCAUCCGACACCUGCCGCUUCGUGCUCCUCACGGUGUUGUUGCUGGGGUUCAUCUAUACGGCCUCCAUACUUUUCCCGAGCAUAUGGACCUUGUUCCAGUUCUUUGGAUCGACGACCGCGGUCUGCGUCUCGCUCAUCUUCCCGGCCGCCAUCGUUCUAAGGGACGUGGAAGGGAUAUCGAAGACAAGGGAUAAAGUAGUAGCGUCGGCCAUGUUAGCUCUGGCUGUAGUUACAAGCUCCAUAGCCAUCGGCUCCAACAUCGUUAGCCACCUGGGGGGCAAUAGAGAGUAGGAAUCUGUCGGUAGGCUGGCACGAGCAGAAGCAUCAGCCAUUUCUAUCCCAUCACGUCCACUUUGUGGAAGGACGCCUUACGCUUACGGAGACAUUCCCUGGCUACGGCGGAAACGGUAGGAUUGAAAGGCUGUCGUAAAACCCUCAUCGUUACUACCACGAACAAAUGCAUUUCCUGUAUGGAUCAUUAUAGCAUCAAGGAAAUGCAUGAUUCACAGACUC